Messenger RNA from Erigeron canadensis, 840 nucleotides. RefSeq names its product mitochondrial import inner membrane translocase subunit TIM17-2-like. Gene Ontology annotation, biological process: protein import into mitochondrial matrix. The coding region runs from base 126 to 719 and encodes 197 amino acids. Gene Ontology annotation, cellular component: mitochondrial inner membrane; TIM23 mitochondrial import inner membrane translocase complex. The record is from RefSeq and is a predicted model, not a curated record. NCBI's taxonomy places the organism in Eukaryota, Viridiplantae, Streptophyta, Magnoliopsida, Asterales, Asteraceae. Gene Ontology annotation, molecular function: transmembrane protein transporter activity. The transcript has a single exon.
UUUCUUGUCCUUGACGACAUCAAAUAUAUAUUAAUUUCCCCACCCGCCCCGGCCGGCCAAUUAAUAUAAAGUAUAAACCCUGGCCCCUCGAUCGAUCAUAAACCCUAAUUAAUUAUAAUAACAAUAUGAGUACACUACCGGAAUCUAAACGCGAACCAUGCCCGGACCGAAUCCUAGGCGAUGUGGGGAGUGCCUUCAGCAUGGGUGUAGCUGGCGGAUCCGCUUGGCACUUCGGAAAAGGUGUGUGGCAAUCACCAUGGGGUCACCGUUUUAAGGGCGGUUUAGAUGGUAUGCGUAUGAAUGCGCCAAGAACUGGCGGGGCGUUUGCUGUAUGGGGUGGUUUGUUUUCUGUGUGUGAUUGCAGCAUGGUGUACCUUCGGCAGAAGGAAGAUCCAUGGAACUCGAUUCUAUCGGGUGCAGUUACCGGAGGGAUCCUUUCCUUGCGACAAGGGCUUCCUCUUGUUGCUCGGUCUGCGGCUAUGGGUGGGUUUUUUUUGGCUAUGAUUGAAGGUGCCGGGAUUAUGAUUAAUAAGUCUGUUAGUCAUGCUCAACAAGUAGCUACCUCUCAAGCUAUGUUAGAACAAGAAAAGCAGCCCCAACCUCUGCCUUCCGAUUCUGGCCCGGGCUGGCUUUUUGGCGGGAAGAAAGAGCAAGUCAAGGAAAAGGUGACCACGGAAGUUUUGGAUUCGCCAAUCCCCCCGGCUUUUGAAUAUAAUUGAUCAAUCCAAUUCAAUUCAUACAUGCAUGUUUGAUUGACCUGAUUAAAUUUUUUUUCUGAUUAACAAGUAAUGGAAGUUGUUAGCCUAGUUUAUUCUCUAAUAAUAUGUUAUGUUUAGUUAA